Purpureocillium lilacinum is the source of this 810-nucleotide messenger RNA. RefSeq lists its product as uncharacterized. Gene Ontology annotation, molecular function: oxidoreductase activity, acting on NAD(P)H, oxygen as acceptor. NCBI's taxonomy places the organism in Eukaryota, Fungi, Ascomycota, Sordariomycetes, Hypocreales, Ophiocordycipitaceae. The record is from RefSeq and is a predicted model, not a curated record. Gene Ontology annotation, cellular component: intracellular anatomical structure.
AUGCCGCUCUACAAGCCCGAGAACCCAGAUGCUCCCGUCCUGCCGCAGUUCAGCCUGCGCGGCAAGGUCGCCGCCGUCACAGGCGGCGCCAAGGGCAUCGGCCUGGAGAUCACGCGCGCCCUCGCCGAGGCAGGCGCCGACGUGGCCCUCAUCUACAGCACGAGCACCGACGCCGAGGCCGUCGCCGCGCGCAUCGCCUCGCAGACGGGCGUCCGGGUGCGCGCCUACCACAGCGACGUCCGCUCGCGCGCCGCCAUCGCCGCCACCCUCGACCAGGUCGUCGCGGACUUUGGCGGCGGGCGGCUCGACAUCGUGGUCGCCAACGCGGGGGUCUGCGCCGACGUGCCUGCGCUCGAGUACACGGAGGAGCAGUGGCGCGCCAACAACGCGGUGAACCUCGACGGCGUCAUGUGGACGGCGCAGGCGGCGGGCCGCAUCUUCAAGAGCCAGCCGGGCGGCCGCGGGAACCUCAUCGUUACGGCGUCGGUGAGCGCGACGCUCGUGAAUAUCCCGCAGCGGCAGGCAGCGUAUAAUGCGUCCAAAGCAGCGGCAGUGCAUCUGGCACAAAGUCUAGCCGUGGAGUGGGUGGACUUUGCGCGAGUUAACUGCGUGUCGCCGGGGUUCAUCGAGACGGACAUGCUGUACACACAACCGAAAGAGCGGUUCGACAAGUGGUUGUCAAUGAUUCCCGGUGGCCGAAUGGCUACUGCCUCGGAGCUUAAGGGGGUGUAUGUGUUUCUCGCAAGCGACGCUUGUUGCUACAUGACUGGGGCAAACAUCAUCGUGGACGGGGGAUAUACCUUGACUUGA